AUAACAAACAAGGACGAAAACGACGCCUUCUCCGGGAAAUAAGUCGAUGAACGGGUGGAAACGUCCAUCAGAAUUUGUCAACCACCGAGAAUCCGUCUCCUAAUUACAAAUACAGUCUAAAUGGAUGAUUCUUCAAACAACUUAAUGAACGGGUCAGACACGGGUAGCUCUGCGGACUCCACUCCAACAAAACAUGCUCCUUUUUCUCCACGUUUUACUGUGCAAGUGACAGACGCUGUUAAAGAUGGCGACGCGAUACAGUUUACUGUUAUGUCGUCCAGGUGUGACUCGGAGAAGGGCUUUGUUGUGACCCGGGUGUUUGAGGAUAUUGAGUGGCUGCAUCAUUGCUUGUUGACCCAGAAUGAAACAGACGGAAUUAUUAUACCGCCCCUCCCAAACAGGCCAGAGAUGGAUCCACGCAGUGCAGAAAACAAGUCAAAGAAACAGCUUGGUAACGACACUAAGAUUCUCAAAGGAGAUGAAUUUCAUAAGGACUGUCGGACAAUGGAAAAGUAUUUACAGCUUAUGUUGCAACAUGAGGCAUUUGGAGGUGAUGCCAGUUUAGAAAAAUUCCUUUCAGAAAAGGAGCCUCCUGUUCGUGUGAAGGUCAAGAAGGGUUUGUUUGGCAAACUGUCUUCAGCAAUGGAUGGAGCAAGAAAAGGUGGACAUCGAGACAUUGAUGAAUACUUCCACAACAAGCGAGAGUGGGCAACAAAAUGGUCGCAGGCUGUAAAGGAAGCAUCCAUUAACUUUAACAAGAUUGUAUGUGCUCAAUACAGAGUCUCCAGCAGCUACACCCACCUGGCUACGGCGCUCACCUGGACCGGCGCCAACAAGGACGAUGCCACUGUGAAAAUAAACAGGGUGUUUAUGAAACUCAGUGAUGCCUUGAAUGACUCAAGGCAUGGUCUUGAAGUUCUUUGCUCCAAUGAUGAGAGGACAUUGGGCCUUCAGCUGGACCUGUAUGCUAGAUACAGUGAUUCUAUCAAGGACAUGUUGCUGAGGCGGACCUGCCUGCUGGUCGAGUACGAGGAUGCUAACAAGGCUUUGGACAAGGCCAAGCCUCUGAAGAGACAAGCUGCUGAGGAAGCUAAACAGACUGCUGAGAAGUCCUACGAGGUCUGCUCCGACAAUGCCAGGAGAGAGAUGAAGACCUUUCUCCAACAGCGGAUUCUCUCUACUCAGGAAUCACUGGUAACGUUUGCGGAGUCACAAAUGAGAACUGCACGGGACACAUAUACUCUACUCGUCCGUACUCUAGCCUCCAUCAAACAGAUGGAACAACUGUGAGAUCUAAGGAGCCUUUUUGAACCCAGUCAUGUGAUCUUCUUCCUGUCAUGUGAUAGUCAUAUGAUGACAAUUGCUCACUCGUCUAUGAGGCCAGAUAGUUAGAAUUCCUUGAUCAAUAGAUUGUAGUUCACUGUUAUUUAUUGUAAAUUAGGUAAAUACUGUCAAAUACUGGAUACAUUUCAUGUAUCCAAAUUGACUGUUUUCUCAUUAGUGUCACUGAAAACUGAAAACUUUUUUAAAAAGUUAGUAACAGCUGUUUUUGAGUUCAAACAGACAGUAAGUCUGACAAGAGUUGAAGAUUAUUGGCAAAGCCGGUCAUUGAACAAAUUUACUGAAUGAAAGGUAGGUACAUUUAUAGAUUGAGAAUAAAUCCAAAGUGCCCGAUAUGUUACUAGUGUGUUGAGAAUAUGAAUUAACACUCAUCUGUGAAGUAUUUACAGAUGUUGAAAAUAUAUCACUCAACAGGAAAUAGUUCAUGAAAAAACUCAGUCACUUUAAUAAUAUUAUCUCAAUCAUUCAUCAAAAUGUAGCAAAUAUACAAAAUAUCAAAUCAAAAUAUCUUAAAAUCAAAUCUCAUUCAUGUGUACUUAUUUUUUUAAAUGAAGUUACACACUAUGAAAAUAUACUGGCCACUCUCUUAUGUCGACAGGGAUGUACAUUGCUUUCUCAAGCCAAAUGUUAUUGAACUUGUAAUAUGUCCACUUCACCAGUAGUUAUCUCCCUUUCACAUGCAUAUCAGUAUAACAGCAGUCUGUUCAUAUGUAUAAAAUGUUCGAUUUGACAAAGUAUUUUUUGUUUUCUUCAUCAUGAGUAAUAUUUCACUGAAGGUUAUGUUCAUCGGUAUUUGUUAUACGAUGUUAGUUUUACCUGUUGUUGGUCAUUUAUUGGUAUAAAAUAUGUGGCUCCAGGAUUUAGAAAAAUGGUGUUGCAGUGUGAACAGAACUCCAUGUUUGGUUGAUGCAUCAUGGGUCUGUAACAUGUUUGUGUACACACUCUGUACACAUCUGCAGCAAAUAAGUGCAAGGAUUACGUGAUAUUACCUAUUGAAAUUACCAUAUUUAACUUAAUUAGCACCCCUCAUUAGUAUGCACCCUGAUUAGAAAUAUGUAGCAACCAUUUUGCCUUCCCUUCCCAAAUGUAUAAAGGUUAUUAUUGUUGUUACUAGGUGUACAUACCGUUAAUUUAAUCAAAAUAAAUCAUUGAGGCGAGCGUGAACCCCAAACUAAGUAGAUGUUCACGACGCAUGGUAGUACCUGUUGAUUGAUUGUUUAGUGUCAUUUUAAACCUCAUCCCAAUUAGCGCCCCCAUUUCCUUGGGUAUCCUAAUAAGCUCCUCUGUUAGAUUUUUAUUAGGGAUGUGCAGGGGUGCUAGAUAUGUUGACUAUUAUAAAAUUGUAAAACAUUACUUUUCUAUUUCCAUGGUCAGUGUAAGUAUCCUUGACUCAAAUUUUGAAAUUUUUGUUUGUUGGGUCUCCUAUGAUGGCGCAUUGUCCAUGCUUCAUAGAUUUGUGUUCAUGAGUUCCUAUGAAUGAAUACAUAUGUUCACUUUGUGGCAAUGGUGGGACAUAUAACUAUCCAAUCAAAAGACAACUAUUGUAUACCUAGACCAAUGAAUGUUCAGUUUACAAAAAAACAUCACUCGCUACACAUCCAGCAGUGGUUGUGUUCAGUGAUUGAAAUAAUUUUCAAACUCAACGAGACAGUUCGGCAGGUGACCAAUAAAUGUUGCCUGCCCAUCUUGAAAGUUACCUGCCCGCACUUUUGACUCAUAAAUUGCAUUUAUCAUUGUUUCAAAUGUGAAUUAAUUCAGCAACUUAAAAACAACAAGCAUGAAAUUAAAUACUCAGUCACAUCCCCAGCCUGUGACAUUUGAAAAGAGCUUGUUAAACUUGCAAUUCCCCUUAUCGGUUUACAUCAUCAAAACAGAGGCCAUAUAUGGUCUCUGAUCACAAUGAUAUAUUUUCUGAAAAAGUUUAAUAGUGAAAGUUUAGAGUGAUACCGCCUCAAAUAUACUUCUUAUGUGUUAUUCAUAUUAAGCUUCUGAAAAGGGAGGUAUUCAAAAAUAUCAGCCAGACAAUUGGGCUUGUGGAGAUUUUUUUCAGGCAUCCCGACAGGAAAAGCUGCCAGCCUCGGGAAGGCGGGCAGGCCAUAUUUCGAUCACUGGUUAUGUUCAUUUAAAGGUCAUGCUCCGAUCAGGAUUAAAGAGAUUCUGUGAGGUUUACAUAGUAUUUUCAUUACCAGACAGUAAACUUAUAAUCAAUUAAGUUGGACGAUUAUAUGAAGACAUUAGCCCAACACUUCAUAUGAACCCAAAUGUAUUCACGAGGGAUGGAGAAACGUGAUGUAUUCAUACCCAUGAAGUUGUGGUAACGGUGGCAGAACAGUUACGUAACAUUGUUUACGAUAUCACCAUGAAAAUACAUAUCGUGUAUGACAAAAUAUGUUGUCAAAGCUCUAAUCGCCAAUAUUUCACAACUUUCCACUGAAGUUGUGCUCAUAUCCUUCUUGAACCUGUCCAACAUAUCAUUUGUACAGAAAGUAAAAAUCUAUUUCACUGGAGUAUAUCCACACUUUACUAGAAAAUAGGACACCAAUAAUAUCCAUUAGAUGAAGAAAUCAUUAAUUUGUAAUACCACAAAUAUACUUUGUCGUACAUGUGUAACAUUUUGUCCAUGUUAACUGCUCUACUCAUGUUAGGCUUUAAGGUCCGUGGUUAUUUUGCUGGAAUAUUGCUAAAAGCGGCGUAAAACCAUACUCACUCACUUACUUUAAGGCCAGCAGUGCAAUAAGAUCAUAUUCCACACCUGUAUAUACAAAUCUGCAUGAAUUCAUGAGCUAGUAUAAUAUCAUAUAUCAUCAGCUGCCAAAUUUGCUGUAGUCAGGUAUGUUUUUAUGAAACCAUUCAAAUUGAGUUUUGUAAUACAGUGGAAUUUCAGUGUUACAUAUUUAUUUUGGAACAAAUCAAAACUCACUGCCUGUGUGUAUGUAUACCCAUCUUCACCGCUGUACUUUGUGUUGACACGUGUACUAUGCGCAAGAUAAUUGUUACUUUUGUGGUGCAGUUUGCUUCUAUAGAUUACUUAAGGAUAGUUCUUGCAGUUGGUAAGGGGUGCCUAUAAAUAUGGUGUUUACGAUUUUAAAUCCAAUCUUAAAAAACUGUAACAUUGUAAUAACAUUUUGGACAGUUGUCAUGAUAAAUCCGAUACAUAUAUUGAGCCAGGAUGAAAUUUUGAAAAAAACCCCAACACUUUCUUAAAUUUGGAAACUGGGGCAGGUAUGAGACAUGAUAUCACAAUUUGAAGUGUGACUGUGGUGUGCUUUUAACUAUGUAACUAUGAACUUGGACAGAUAAGUCAAAGUUGCAAUACUGUUUAUCUUCUUUAAUUUUUACUAUUAAUAUAACCAUUUCUUGGUUUAAUCAAUAGUUGUGUGUUUGUGUAAGGUUGUGCGACAUAAUAUACCCUGACAAGAUUAGUUUUAAUGCUUAUGUUACCUAUACUUGCUGGUGUGCAAUAUAUGUAAGCCGACAAAAGAAAUAGGCUCAAGUCUCAGGCAUCCAUUUUUUUAGCAAAAUCUGCCGAGUAUAAGGACACUUGUUUUCUCUUUGAGAUAAUAAAUAGAAAUUUAUAAACAGAUAUGGGUAUUAUAUGCAAUAUGACAUUGGGCAAUUCUCAUUGUAGAGUUGCCUCCCUUAGCUGUUUACCGAUAUAAAUCCCAAUGAAGUUAGAUUAUUAUUUUUGGUCUGUCAGCUUAAUACCUAGCCUCAAAGUGUACACCAUACUGGGCAUGGUGGUCUUCCAUGCUCAGCGGACACUCGUUACAAAUACUGAAUAGGUGAAAAACCCAGUUCACUCACUCACUCUGGUCACUGGUGUAUACCAAAGAAUUUACUUUCGAAGUGUUCCAAUCAAAUGUAUGUGUUCAGAGCUGUUCUGUACAAAUAAGGCCAGAUUAAUUAAUAUCUUUGUGUCAUGGACAGAGCUGUUAAUGAAUGUAAAAAUAUGUAUGUUGUUUACAUAUGUUGAAAGAUUUUUGUUAAAUGCUUUCUUAACUGAUCAGAAAUGAGCACUGAUAACUUCUUAUUUGAGAUGGAUUGACCAAGAAACCAAAACAAGACAUUGGUUUGUUUCGCCUGAUAAGCAGUUUGUGUUUACAAGUCGAAGUGAAGGUAUGUGGGAUGUGUUUUUAACGCUAAAACUCAGUACACGAGAAA
Messenger RNA from Haliotis rubra (blacklip abalone), 5502 nucleotides. Its product is annotated as sorting nexin-32-like. Bases 121 to 1290 code for a protein of 389 amino acids. The record is from RefSeq and is a predicted model, not a curated record. Gene Ontology annotation, cellular component: cytoplasm. The transcript is spliced from 13 exons. Gene Ontology annotation, molecular function: protein binding; phosphatidylinositol binding. Lineage: Eukaryota; Metazoa; Mollusca; Gastropoda; Lepetellida; Haliotidae.